Nylanderia fulva is the source of this 2530-nucleotide messenger RNA. RefSeq names its product cytochrome P450 family 24 subfamily A member shade (gene shd). The record is from RefSeq and is a predicted model, not a curated record. Gene Ontology annotation, molecular function: monooxygenase activity; iron ion binding; oxidoreductase activity, acting on paired donors, with incorporation or reduction of molecular oxygen. NCBI's taxonomy places the organism in Eukaryota, Metazoa, Arthropoda, Insecta, Hymenoptera, Formicidae.
UUCGUCGAGGGAACGCGCGCGCGAUCGACUUAAGAAAAUUAUUGUUCCGGGAGAGAUAAUUAUCAUUUAAUUAGCGUCAUGGACGUGGACGAAUCAUUCCGGGGGAUCAUCGCGAACGUCCGCGAAGAAGCGAAUUUGUCGCGUUCCGAAUAAACGACAUAAAACAACAUAAAUUUGUACCGAUAUGUUUUAUGGGUCGCGGCGGCCAUGUUUUCUCGUCCGAAUUUCGCGAGGUUCCUCGCGUCGUUGCGUCGGAAGAAAUGGCAGCUUCGUCGGAGAAGCUUCCACCAGGAGUUGACGCCUCGUUUUCGGAGCAGCGAUCUAACCUCUGCGAGCAUCGCGAUCUCCCGGAAGAAUCCAUCACGCGUUCAGAUCCGCGAGCCGCAAAUCUACGGAUUCGCCGACGACGAGGAGGAGUUGCGGAGGAAGGGCAGCUUCCUGGAGCACGCGCGCGAGACGGUUUUGAUUUUGGCGAGAAUCGUCGUCGUAAGCUCGGUCGUCACCACCCUUAUCGUCGCGUACCUGAUAACGCGUCUGACGCAUGUCAAUCUUUUCCCCAUUGCUCUGAGAACAGGUAUGGAGUUUCUCGGACCGAUUUUUAUCAAGUUCGGGCAGUGGAUGUCGACGCGGAAAGACGUCAUCCCGGGGGAUAUCUGCGACACUCUGUCGAGGCUGCAACGAGAUGUGACGCCGCACUCUUGGCUGUACACGGAACGCCUUCUCGAAGCCACGUACGGCUCUUCCUGGCGGGACUUGUUUGCGAGAUUCGACGACGAUGGAUUGAUCGGCUCGGGAUGCUGCGCGCAGGGAUUCGACUGGAGGAUGCUGCUGUCCGGAGCCUGGUUCGAGAUCAUCGCCGCCGCGCUGCUCGCGAUCCUGGUGCUGGCCACUGGGUACUGGCCGCCCUGGUGGUCCGUCUGGACCAGAAACCACAACGCAAACGUCGAUGUGGGUGACAAUGGCAGGAAACUCAAGACCGCGCGCGACGUCCCGGGUCCUUUCGCUCUGCCGUUUCUUGGCACCAGGUGGAUUUACUCCCGUUUCGGCCACUACAGCCUGAACAAAAUCCACGAGGCGUAUAAAGAUCUGAAUCGGCGAUACGGGUCGUUGUGCAAAGAGGAGGCGCUGUGGAAUUGCUUCGUGGUGUCUGUGUUUGCCCGUCGCGACAUCGAGGCUAUCCUCAGGCGAGGCUCGCGAUACCCGCUUCGUCCUCCGCAGGAGGUCAUAUCCCACUACCGGCGUUCCCGGACCGAUCGUUACACCAACCUUGGUCUGGUCAAUGAGCAAGGAGCGACGUGGCAAAAGCUUCGCGCCGCCUUGACUCCGGAACUCACCGGAGCUGGCACCGUAUUCGGUUUCUUCCCGGCACUCAACAUAGUCACCGAUGGAUUCAUCGACUUGAUCCGUAAACGAAGAGCGGACUUUACCGUGAAAGGCUUCGAGGAACUCGCUUACAGAAUGGGACUCGAGAGUACGUGCACGCUGAUCUUGGGACGUCACCUAGGCUUCUUAAAGCCAGAUUCCAGCAGUACGCUGACAAGGAGAUUAGCUGAAGCGGUCAGGAUUCACUUCACGGCCUCGCGCGACGCCUUUUACGGCCUGCCGCUUUGGAAGCUGCUGCCGACAUCCGCGUAUAAGCAGCUGAUAGAGAGCGAGGACACUAUAUACAAUAUUAUCUCGGAGCUUGUGGAAGCGACUGUGUUGGAGAAACAAAACGACGCCAGAGACGAUUCCGUCGAGGCUGUAUUCCUGUCUAUUUUACGGCAGAAAGAUCUCGAUAUGAGAGAUAAGAAGGCCGCCAUAGUCGAUUUCAUAGCGGCAGGGAUACACACACUAGGCAACACGCUGGUGUUUCUUUUCAAUUUGAUCGGCCGUAAUCCUGAAGUGCAGGAAACUCUAUACAAGGAGGCGCAGUCCCUGGCGCCUCCCGGUUGCGAUCUCACGGUGGACGAUCUCCGAAAGGCCAAGUAUUUACGCGCCUGCAUCAUGGAAUCCUUCAGAGUUGUGCCGACGACACCCUGCAUAGCUCGCAUCCUGGACGAGCCUAUAGAACUGGGAGGGUAUCGCCUCGAUCCCGGAACAGUGGUGUUGCUGCACACGUGGAUAGCAGGAUUGAGCGACGACAAUUUCAAAGACGCGUCCAAGUGCCUGCCGGAGAGAUGGUUGAAACCUAUGGCCCCUCACUCGCCUCUACUGGUGGCUCCCUUCGGCGCCGGUAGAAGGAUAUGUCCAGGAAAACGUUUCGUGGAUCUCGCGCUGCAGCUCAUUUUGGCAAAGAUCGUUCGUGAAUUCGAGAUCGUCGUCGAGGAAGAGCUCGAUUUGCAGUUUGAAUUUAUCCUGGCGCCGCAAAGUCCCGUAUCCCUCGGAUUCCGGGAUCGUAUGUCGAGGGCCGAGAUGACCUGAACAUAUCUUAUUCGCGUUUUCGUCGGCGAACGUUUGCCGAACAAUGAAUGUUAAAUUGAAUGAACGAAUGGGUAGGUUCGAAUUAUUAUUGCGCCGUCGAGCGGGGCUUCGCACGUGCUUCGCUCAC